Trichomonas vaginalis G3 is the source of this 237-nucleotide messenger RNA. RefSeq lists its product as uncharacterized. Lineage: Eukaryota; Parabasalia; Trichomonadida; Trichomonadidae. The record is from RefSeq and is a predicted model, not a curated record. The transcript has a single exon. Bases 1 to 237 code for a protein of 78 amino acids.
AUGGUUGAUGAGGAUGAUCAUAAAUUCCUUGGAGAAGUUCUCGUAUUUGUAAUAGAUCAAAUGCAAGAAAUUGAUGACCAAGAAGCAGCAGCGGCAUUUAAUGAAAAUUUCAUAAAUGAUGAAUUUAUGGAAUCUGCAUCAUCUCUUUUAGAUGAUGAAGAUGAAGAUAUUAGAAUUAUUGCAGAACAUUUCUUUAGGUUAUGCUCAGGUGAGGAAGAGGAAGGGCUAAUGUUCUAA